AUGGCUGAUCUGUCCCUUUGCACCCUUCUAGCCGAGUGCAUCUAUAAGAGGCGAUGGCUUCCCCGUCCGGCCUCAAUGGUCAGUAAAUCGUCGCGACCGACUUCUGAAGUCGCUACUCAGAAUGGUGUCCCCUCUGUUUUUGGCCAAUCUGCGCGGACCACCGACGACGAUGCGAAGCUCAUUUUCGGUACUGUUUUUUCCCUUCGAAACAUGGUACGCAAGUUGGGAGGUGAGGAUGACAGCUUCGUCACUUAUCGCACCAGCCAAUACAAGCUUCAUUACUACGAAACUCCCACAAAUAUCAAGUUUGUCAUGCUCACAGAUGUCAAGAGCCCGAGCAUGCGAGUUGCUUUACAGCAGAUUUAUAUCAACCUCUAUGUCGAGUAUGUGGUCAAAAAUCCGCUGUCACCCGUCGAACAUCCGGGAGGUGUGGGUGUGAAUAAUGAAUUGUUCGAAGAGUCUCUCGAGCAAUUUGUGUUUGUUCGACGGAGGUUCAUGGAGGAGCCAGGUCCUAGCAUCCCCAUUCUACUUCCGAGUCUCAACCACGCCAUGUUUCUUCUCUCCGAAGCUACUAUUGCCCCAAGUUGUGGCCUAACAAAGCAGCAGAAAAUCUUGGAGUAUGCAUACUAG
Aspergillus thermomutatus is the source of this 630-nucleotide messenger RNA. RefSeq names its product TRAPP subunit BET5. Bases 1 to 630 code for a protein of 209 amino acids. NCBI's taxonomy places the organism in Eukaryota, Fungi, Ascomycota, Eurotiomycetes, Eurotiales, Aspergillaceae. Gene Ontology annotation, cellular component: TRAPP complex. Gene Ontology annotation, biological process: endoplasmic reticulum to Golgi vesicle-mediated transport. The record is from RefSeq and is a predicted model, not a curated record. The transcript is spliced from 4 exons.